GUUCUCUUCAGGACUCGGAAUAAUUGCUCGCUAGUAGUACGACGGAAUUGAACGUGGCUGAAGUUCCCCUCUACAGCAUUACAAUUUAUUGAUGUCCGGUCAUUCAAGGAGAGGCAACACGACGGGUCAAGAGGGGUUGGCGGGGUCGAUGUGAAACGGGGCGAGGCCGUCUGUUCAUUUACUGAAGAGUUGCCGGAUCGUUUUUCAGCUGCUGCAGUUGUGAAAACCCGUUGACGUCCAUGAGGAUCUCUGAUUAGCGGACUGGAAUUUCCAAAUCCACCUUACCACCCAUCACAGAGGCAGCAAAGAUGUGGACGGACGGGGUGUUUUCACGGGGUUCCAUCGGAUGGAGAACUGAUGGAAAUUUCUCCACGCUGUGUCCGAACGGGUCGGAAUGGGUUUGGGUGGGAUUAGGGGAGUGCGCUCGGGACGGUCGGGACAUGGCCAGCGUUACCCUGGGUCUGCUGUCCAUCCUGUGCUUCAUGGUGUCGUCUAUCCCGCAGUACUUCAAUUCAUGCAAGACGGGGAACAUGGACAGUGCCCUGUCUAUCUGGUUCUUGCUCCUGUGGCUGGGAGGUGACACAUGCAACCUUGUGGGGUCCUUCCUGGCUGAUCAGCUGCCGCUACAGACAUAUACCGCAGUGUACUAUGUCCUGGCUGACAUGGUGAUGCUGGGGAUGUACUUUUACUACAUGGUCAAGAACAGGAGGUUUGCCAACAGUUCAGUCCUGAAUGCUGUGGGUUUGGUCUGUAUGGUGGGGGCUUCUGCGUCACUGGUUGCCCUCCCAGGGGCGGGGCCUCAAGUGGACAUAGUGCCCUCAAAGUUCAAAGGUCGGGCUCUGCUAUCUGAUCUCGAAGACAAUGGUUCCAUAGAGAGCUUCACCACCAAGGAGAUUAUCGGCUUUACUAUCGGCUCUGUGUCCUCCCUGCUCUACCUCUGUUCCAGAUUGCCGCAGAUUUACACUAAUUCUCGCAGGAAGUCAACAGAGGGUGUUUCCUACUUCCUGUUUGCCCUGGUGAUCCUGGGCAACACUACAUAUGGUCUGAGUGUGCUGCUGAAGAAUCCGGACUAUGGCCAGGGUGAGGGCAGCUACGUGGUGCACCACCUGCCCUGGCUGAUCGGCAGUCUUGGAACCCUCUCGCUCGACCUGGUGAUCUCCAUGCAGUUCCUGUUGUAUCGCAACGCCCCUAGAGAGCAAGGCAAACAAGAUGAGACCGCCGCCCUGCUGGACAACUGAUGUACUGCAGCGUGAGGUGCACUGCAGAAGAUCCGAUCGUCAGGAUGGGUGGAUACUUCCCGACGUGUGCUCACACAUGACAAAAUGUGUGUGGCUGUAUAAACGCACAUGUGUGUGCUUUCAAGUUCACAUUCCCAUCUCUCCAGCAUGUCAAGCAGAGAACACAGAAACUGGUGUUAAAUGGUAUGAUUUAGAUUUUUUUUUUUUAGAUUUAUUUUUUUUAUUUUUCUUUUAAUUAUUUUAUCUUUAUGUGUCUGCCAAAUUUUAUUUGAUAAACAUAUACGGUUAUUUCAGACUGGGAGAGAUGUUCACUUGGAACUGUUCUUAGAUGUUCUUAACUUCUGAAGUGUAUAAAGGGAACUUGGUCUAUUCACAUAUGUGUUUUUCAAAAAUUUGUUUCACCUAAUGAAAUGGCACAAUUGAAAUGCCUCAUAAUUGUAAUACUAGUUGCCAUUACAAACAGUAGUUUCUUGCAGAGUGACCAUUCUGAGCUGUAGAUUUUACAGCUUCAAUAGCCAACUCUCAGACCCAUGUCCAGGUAUUGCUAAACAUAUUUGAAGAGAGUUGUUUUACAAUUAAACCUUGGUCUUCCAUUUUGUUGAAAUGGGGAAAUACACAGUGCCAGCACAUAAGUAAAAAUACUGGUGCCUGAUUGUACCUGUAACUUUCGUUGUUAGGAUAAUUGUUAUUAUAUGGUUUUUUUAGAUGUAUUUUAAAGUUUACAGCAGUGACCUCGAAUGUCAAAACAUCUUUGUACAAUUUUGUAACUGAAGUAUUCCUUUCAUUUGUAGAUUUUCC
This is a messenger RNA of Megalops cyprinoides (Indo-Pacific tarpon), 2036 nucleotides long. RefSeq names its product solute carrier family 66 member 1 (gene slc66a1). The transcript has 9 exons. The record is from RefSeq and is a predicted model, not a curated record. Bases 309 to 1238 code for a protein of 309 amino acids. NCBI's taxonomy places the organism in Eukaryota, Metazoa, Chordata, Actinopteri, Elopiformes, Megalopidae.